GGGCUGUACUGGAGGAUUUUCGGAGGGGAAACAUACACACACACACACACACACGUAUCGUGCUUUACAAUGCUGAUCAGUAAACAUGUAGCAGCCUGGACACGUCUGAUCCAUGUUGAACCUCAGAUGGUGAGCUCGAGGGAUCGUCUGGUUUAAAGGUUAUGGAUUCGAACCUUCCUUGUUUUAUCCUCUUCAUCUUGAUUGGCUGUGUCACAUGCUCCUCUGAUGAUCAUCACCACCACAAUGCCACCCGCCGCUACGAUUACUGUGUGCUCGGAGCCGGGCCUGCAGGACUGCAGAUGGGAUACUUCCUCUCCAAGGCCAACAGAGACUACAUCAUCUUGGAGAGGAACUCAGGACCGGGCAGCUUCUUUAACAAGUAUCCCAGGCACAGGAAGCUCAUUAGCAUCAACAAGAUCUACACAGGAAGGCAGAACCGAGAGUUCAACCUGCGCCACGACUGGAACUCGCUGCUGAGCGAUAAACCUGACCUCCUGUUUAAGAGGGUGAGCAAUGAGCUUUACCCUCCAGCCGAUGCCUUCCCGCUCUACCUUUCCAUGUUUGUGAAGGAGCUCGGGCUGAGGGUCAGGUACGGCGUGGACAUCGGCAGGAUCAGGGCAGUGCAGUCAGCCACCGGCAGGAGCUACAUCCUGACUGAUCAAUAUGUGACAGACUACACAUGCAGCGUCCUACUGGCAGCCACAGGUUUGUGGGUCCCUCAGAAGGUAGAAUUUCUCGGGUCUGACCUGGUUGAAGGCUACGAGUCCAUCUCCACUAAUCCAGAGGACUACAAGGACCAGGCCGUACUUAUCUUGGGCAAGGGGAACUCGGCUUUCGAAACAGCGCAGAGCAUCUUGGGAAGAGCAAGUCGGGUGCACAUGCUCAGUUCCAGCCCUGUUCGACUGGCUUGGCAAACUCAUUAUGUUGGAGACCUCAGAGCUGUGAAUAAUGAGCUCAUAGACACAUAUCAGCUGAAGUCCCUCGAUGGGUUAGUGGAGGCAAGCCUGGACAAAAUAGUCAUCGUUCAACGAAAGGAGCAAGGCAGGAGGAGAUCGGGCACCAAGAACAAAGAGAAGAAGCGACAGUUGUACUUGACUUUAAAGAAGUACAUACAAGACAAGAACAGCUCUGAGGUGACAGGAGACGAACUGCCGGGGUAUCACUUUGACAACUUCUCUAUGCGAAAGCCCUACGACCGUGUGAUUCGAUGCCUCGGGUUCAGAUUCAACUUCAGCGUAUUUGACAGCUCUGCCUGCCCUCCAAACAGUGACAAUGCAAAAGGGAGGUUGCCGGGGGUGACAGCCUGGUAUGAAGGGACCAACACCCCUGGUUUGUUUGUGCUGGGAACUGCUGCUCACUCCAGAGACUACCGCUUGUCUGCUGGAGGCUUCAUCCAUGGAUUCCGUUACACAGCGCGAGCUGUACAUCGUGUGCUUGAACAGCGUUACCACAGCAACCCCUGGCCAUCCACAAAACUGUUGACAACGCAGCUCCAGUCCUGGAUCCUGAAGCGGGUCGGCGAGGCCUCUGGGCCAUACCAAAUGUUUGAGGUGCUGGGGGACGUUAUACUUCUUCGAGGCUCUCACUGUGAAUACGUGGAAGAGUUUACUCUCCAGGCGUUGCCUCAGUUCACCUCUCUGUCGGGUCAUGAGGUCACCCACCACGGACUGAUAGUUCUCAUCAUGCAGUACGGGAAGAAGAAGAUAGACUAUCUGGGGCGGGGCAGGGCAGAGACAGACUGGACCAAAGCUUGGCAAUCCAACUUUUUGCAUCCUGUUUUAUACUACUAUGACACACUUCCUACUGAGGAAGAAAUGAAGCUCCGUCCCCAAGGCUGGCCUUUACCGAGGCCCAAAGCAAUCCAUCACAUGGUGGAGGACUUCCUCACAGAGUGGGAGAGUCCCAUAUCUCAUAUCCAGCCACUGCGGCGCUUCCUCGAGCACUGUGUCCAAACUGACCUCAGGGCCUUCUAUGCGGAAUCAUGUUUUCGCUCAUCCCUCACCCACCGAAAGCCGCCGCUGUUUUGUCAGCAAGGUUACUUGAAGCAUCAGGGUGUCGCUCACGACAUGCAGCUGUGGCAGCGCGAUCAUGAUGCUGGACUGAUGCCUGUCGAGCAGGAUGCGGACACAUCAGGGGCCGACCCCGCAUUCCCCAAAUACCUGGCACAAGCUGGAGCCUCCGUGUCUUCAGGACUGAAACUUGACUUCUGAUUGUUUUACUCGAGCGUGCUAAAGCUCUGUCUACCAUGCUGUUAAGGUCCCUCAGACUUGCUACCUCCAGCACCCAUGAUAACUCCCUCCAUGAGACCAAAUAUUUUGACAGAAUAUCAUCCUACAGAUCAGUGGUUCCUCACGUUUAUGGCAUGUGGCCCCUUAAAGGUCCAGUGUGUAGGAUUUAGUGGGGAUGUACUGGCAGAAAUUGAAUUUAAUAUGAUAUAAUAAGUGUGUUUUCUUUAGUCUCACCUGAAAAUGAGCCAUGUUGCACCGCCAUGUUUCUACAGUAGCCCAGAAAACCAAACACUGGCUUUAGAUAGGGACAUUGAACAAUGAACAAUGAAGGAAUUCAAUUCAGGAGAAGUGUCAGCUGGUUGCGAUGUGAAAUCCUCACCACUAGAUGCCACCAAAUCUUCCUAAAUCUUACACACUGCUCCUUUAAAUUACGUCAGUUUCUACCUACAAACUCUCCUCACCUGAUGUAAAUGUCUCACACUUGACUGUUUCAACCAAAGAGUGACUUUCCUUCUUUAUUUUGAUCAUACUUUAAGGGGCAAAUGAUGUAAAAUUAUCCAAUAAUUCACAAGAAAAAAAGCAAAGAUUAGAGGGAAGAUAUAUCACAGCCCCUCAGGCUGCAUCAUCAUGCAACUUUUUGGGAACCCAGCCCCCACUGCAUAUCACUGGAGAGGCACCUUUUCCCUGGAAUGCUCCUUUAUUGAUAUUCCUCACAAAAUAUUUAUAUAUAUCAGAAUAUAACAUUUUCAUAUCAUGGAAAUCGACAUUGUAUGAAUAUAUAUAGGCGGAGGGUGGGUGUUACAGAAUGAUUAUGCACAUAUACAUUUUACAUGAUAUUAUCUGAUGAAACAAACAUUAAAGAUGGAUUACAGACUGUUUUUUAAUUCAAAUAAAAGUUUUUGUUUUUGUACUGUUA
Epinephelus moara (kelp grouper) is the source of this 3144-nucleotide messenger RNA. It is a transcript of the gene foxred2, whose product is annotated as FAD-dependent oxidoreductase domain containing 2. Lineage: Eukaryota; Metazoa; Chordata; Actinopteri; Perciformes; Serranidae. The record is from RefSeq and is a predicted model, not a curated record. The coding region runs from base 162 to 2210 and encodes 682 amino acids. Gene Ontology annotation, molecular function: flavin adenine dinucleotide binding; monooxygenase activity. The transcript has 10 exons.